UAUCUUCAAUUGCAACAUUCAUCGCCGCAGACUCUCAUUGCAAGUUCGUUAAUUCUCUCUCACUCUCGAUCUCUAUACACCGCUCGAUUUCAAUUUCCUCACAGAAAUGAAUAAAUUCGACGUCAACCGAUACGAAGGUGUCUUCCACUACUUUGAUGAGAACAGAGACGGUAAGAUUUCGCCCUCUGAACUGCAGGCUUGUGUAAUGAGAAUAGGUGGGGAGUUGUUGUUGGAAGAGUCUGAGGCGGUGACUGAGUCCCUGGAUUCAGAUGGAGACGGAAUGCUGGAGUUGGAGGAUUUCGUUGGUUUAAUGGAAGCUGAAGGAGAAGAAGAGAAGAUGAGGGAUAUGAAACAAGCCUUUGGAAUGUAUGAGAUGGAUGGUUCUGGGUUCAUUACAGCCAAGAGUUUGAAAAGGAUGCUUAGUCGAUUAGGCAUGUCGAGGCCGAUGGAUGAAUGUAGCAUCAUGAUUACUCGGUUUGAUCUCAAUGGCGAUGGCAUGCUUAGCUUCGACGAAUUCUGUAUUAUGAUGCAUAAUUGAUUGAUUAAUUACAAAUACUUUAUUUUUCUGCUGCAAUGUUGAGUGGAUUCAAAUUAUUGUAUUCGUUUGUUGUUGUAUGACUCCUCAUCACACAUGCAUGAAAGGCUGUUGAUAUAUAAAUCAUCAAUUCAUUCUACUUUUGCG
Messenger RNA from Nelumbo nucifera (sacred lotus), 682 nucleotides. The record is from RefSeq and is a predicted model, not a curated record. NCBI's taxonomy places the organism in Eukaryota, Viridiplantae, Streptophyta, Magnoliopsida, Proteales, Nelumbonaceae.